This is a messenger RNA of Dictyostelium discoideum AX4, 906 nucleotides long. RefSeq names its product nmrA-like family protein (gene padA). The transcript has 2 exons. The record is from RefSeq and is a predicted model, not a curated record. Lineage: Eukaryota; Evosea; Eumycetozoa; Dictyosteliales; Dictyosteliaceae. Bases 1 to 906 code for a protein of 301 amino acids.
AUGCAAACAAAUAUUACUUCAACAAAAAUGUCAAUUUUAGUAACUGGUGGAACAGGAGUUGUUGGUAGACAAGUUGUCAAAUCAUUAGAACUUAGAGAAAAAAAUAUUAAUAUUAGAGUUGGUGGUCGUGAUCAAGACAAAUGUAAUCAAUUGGGAUUUGGUAAGAAUUCAACUUUUACUAGAUUCGAUUUCAUGGAUCCAACAACAUGGGAUAAAUCAUUAGAAGGUGUUGAUAGAGUUUUCUUAAUUGCCUUGCCAAUGGAUCCAACACCAGAGAAAAGCUUAGGACCAUUCAUUGAGAAAUGUAAAGAGAGAAAGUUAAAGAAAAUCGUUGUCCUCUCUGUCAUCGAUGCUGAACGUGUACCAUUGGUAAAGAUUGAACAAAUGGUUCAAGGUUCUGGAUUGACAUUUGUCAUUUUGAGACCACCAUUUUUCUCUGAGAAUUUCUCUGAAGGUUUCAUGAAACACGAUAUUGACCAAGGCACCAUUCGUGUACCAGUUGGUGAACAUUCAGUCAAUUGGAUUUCAACUCACGACAUUGGUGAAUGUGCUUCCAUAGUUCUCAUGGACAGUAAAUUCGAUGGCAGAACCAUUGAAAUCACUGGUCCAAAACCAAUCAAUUUCAAAGAACUCUCUGAAGUCGUCUCGAAGAAUGUUGGUAAACAAAUUAGAUUUGAAGAUAUUAAACCACAAGAAUACAAGAAAUGUCUCAUGGAUAGAGGUAUCAGUGAACCAUCUGCAAACUAUCUCAAUGAAUUGUUCACUUCUGCUCGUGAAGAUAAACUUUCAAAAUGUACAAAAGGUGUUAAUGAAAUCACUGGUCAUGAUCCAAGAUCCUUUGAACAAUUUGCCAAAGAAACUUUCUCAAAUACAAGUGGUAGUUGUACUUCUAAACCAGUUAUAUAA